Hibiscus syriacus is the source of this 926-nucleotide messenger RNA. Its product is annotated as mediator of RNA polymerase II transcription subunit 13-like. The record is from RefSeq and is a predicted model, not a curated record. Gene Ontology annotation, cellular component: mediator complex. NCBI's taxonomy places the organism in Eukaryota, Viridiplantae, Streptophyta, Magnoliopsida, Malvales, Malvaceae. Gene Ontology annotation, biological process: regulation of transcription by RNA polymerase II. Gene Ontology annotation, molecular function: transcription coregulator activity. Bases 324 to 926 code for a protein of 200 amino acids. The transcript has 7 exons.
AAAGUAUUUUAUUUUUGAAACAUCAUUUUUGUUCCAUCCCCAUCCUGGAUCUACAUGUUUCUGGUUCUAUACUAACCAUAAAGUUUCUAAUUGUGUCCGCGCUUCAAAUAAUAAGUGAUAUAGACUGAAUUAAUUGUGGGUUUUAGUGCGAGUUGGCUUGCAGUUGAAAGUUGACACCCGAAAGCGGAACCCUAGAAACCUUAUUCCCUCGGUGUUCAUCUGCAAAAUUGCAGGUAAUCUGAGGGGAAAUCAAUUUCAAUUUCCCUAAACUGAAGAAGAAGAAGCUGAGCGAGAGAGACCUUCCUUGCAGUUAUUAUCAAAUCAUGUGGACGAAUGUUUUUAGACUCGGAGGUCUCAGUCAAGUGUCAUGGUUCCAGUUUCUUCCGGUUGAAUCUGAUUUAAAUUCGCUCCCUGAUAAAAGAAUAAAAGUAGAGCAGAAAGAUGCUGCUACAUUGUUAGUUCUCUCAUCCCAUCUGCAGCUACAGAAGGAGGGAUUUCUUAGUGCAUGGACCAAUUCCUUUGUCGGUCCCUGGGAUCCAUCUCAAGGUCUGCAUAAUCCAGAUGAGAAAAUUAAGCUAUGGCUUUUCAUUCCAGGACGUCAUGCAUCUGUUGUGGACUCUGCACAAUCUGCAGUGUCCAGGUUAAGAGUUGUUGCUUCUGGACUUUGGUUGGCUCCUGGUGAUUCAGAAGAGGUUGCUGCUGCCCUUUCUCAGGCUUUAAGGAAUCGUAUUGAAAGGGCACUUUUGGGACUCUCCUACAUGAGAUUUGGUGAUGUAUUUUCAAGGUUUCAUCCUCCACAAAUUGAAGAAUCUAUCAGGAGAGCACAGCCUACAAUUGAGUUCAUCUUUGCUGCUACAGAAGAAUCUAUUUUUGUACAUGCUAUAAUAUCCUCAAAGUUCGUGAAAUUUGGAAUCUUACGCUUCUAG